This is a messenger RNA of Brassica rapa (field mustard), 18819 nucleotides long. Its product is annotated as 33 kDa ribonucleoprotein, chloroplastic. Gene Ontology annotation, biological process: chloroplast rRNA processing. The record is from RefSeq and is a predicted model, not a curated record. Gene Ontology annotation, molecular function: catalytic activity; mRNA binding. Lineage: Eukaryota; Viridiplantae; Streptophyta; Magnoliopsida; Brassicales; Brassicaceae. Gene Ontology annotation, cellular component: chloroplast thylakoid membrane.
CAGAAAACUGAGAAGGAUAAGUGGUGGUUGGGUAUCGGAAUUGAAGAGAAAGCUUUCAACUUUUGAUAAACAAGAGGAGCGGAUACAUUACAAGUACCAACCUUGAGUGAGUGGUGGAGAAGUAUGAAGUACAAGAACGAUCUAGUUAGAACUGAAAACUACUAGCGACUUUCAAGAAAAAAAACCCAUGUGGCUCUGAGAACUUGCUUUGCUAAGUUAACACAAUGUUCUUCUUAUUUGUCUUUUGGUUUUGAUUGAAAGUUUUGCAUUUGUUACUAUGUUGAAUGUAUUUAUUUGGUUCCCAAAAAGACCCACUUACAUUGUCAGUCUGUUGAGUAAGUGCAAACAAAAAUAGGAGGUUUAUGAACCGAAUAAGCACAUUACUACUUCAGGUGCUAAAAAUGUAGUUUUUACAUAACUUCAAACAUAAAAGAACCAAUUUGUAGCAUCCCCUUUUGAGGUAUAUGAUGAAAUAUUUAAUAGUAUUGAAUAACUAGGGCUGGACAAAAAACUUGAAUCUGAAGACUCAAACUGAAUGAUUAAUUCAAAAAAACCCCUUUUGAGGUAGAUUAGCUAGGGCUGGACAGAAAAUCCGAAUCUGAAGGACCGAACAAAAUUUGAUCCAAAAGUAGUACCGAACCCCAAAUGAAAUUGGUUAAAUAUUCGAACGGGUUCAAAAUUUUAAGUAUCUAGAGAACCGGAACUGAACCAGACCCAACCUGAAGUAUUUCGGGUACCCGAAUAUAUUCGAAAUAGAUUUAAAUAUCUAAAUAUAUUUAUUAUUUUCACAUUUAAUAUAUAUAAAAAUACUCAAAAUAUAUAACAUAUUUUGACGUUCUCCAAAAUACUUGAAAAUAUAUACAAAUAUUCAAAAGUAAAUGUCUAAACAAUAUUUAAAACACCAUAAAUACUUGAAAUAUCUAUUGAUUCUCUAUCAAAAAAUUCAAAUCAAUCUAAUUUAUAUGUUAAGUUUAGGUAUUUUGGCAUACGCCAUAAAUUAUUCAAAUUUAUAUGUAACAUAUUAUAAUGUUUUGAAUUUUGAGAAAUUUAAAGUAUAUAAUGGCUUUAAAAUUUUUAAAAAAAUUUAAAUGGGUUAUCCGAACCGAACCCGAACCAAACUCUCAAACUAAGAUGGGUAACGAUCCUGGGGCGCAACGGAGACGGUGCAUUCUUAGAGAGGGGAUGAAUUGUAACAUCUCAGUUUAUGGUAUAUAGAAUGUUUUAGAAGAAUUGGUUUGGUUACCUAUGUCACCAAAAUGCACUUACAUUCUCCAUCACACAACCUUUUAGAAUUCUAGAGUUAAGCAUGUUUAAACUUGAGUAAUGAAAGGAUCAGUGACCCAAUGGAAAGUGAUUCGUGAUAUUGUGUGAGUGAUGCCAAAACACGGAGUAAAAUCAUGUGGUGAUUGCAAGGUUAGCAAACAAGACUUUCAAACUUUCGAAAAAUUAACACAUCGCCGGUCGGACGGGAUCGGGCUGAGUAAGCGAACGUGGAAGACCUAUUAACCGUUGGUGGACAGAGCGUGACAAUAUUUUUCUAGAUUAAUGAACAAUUUUAGUUUCGAGGUUGCCCUCAUCUUCUUCCUCUGAAUACCUUAAAACCCUUAGAAGAUAUAAGACUAAAUAUUCUUGUAUACGCAGAUCCUAAUCAAAAUCAAGUAAAAAAAUAAAAAGGACAAACUUUCAUUCAAUAGACGGCUGCUAUGGGGUAAGACUUGCAUAAAUGGUGUAAGCUUUUGAUGUUCAGCGAGAAGCUCUGUCUUUUUUUUUAAACUCAAAUUCAACAUUCAUUCACCAAUACAUCGAUACAAGGACUUGAUCACAAGAGACUUAUACCAGUAAUGCAUUGAGCUGAUCUAGUAACAUCCUGAAUCACUUGAAUGGAUCAAACGCAAUUGAUAUCACUCAAAUUACCAUAAGGAGUUAAUUACUCUCUCAAAUAAGAAGUUCAUAUGUAGUACUUAGGGAUCAAAUCCACAUAGACUUUAGGAUUACACAGAAGAUUUAUAGUCUUCGAAAUAAAGCUAGAUUAAUAGGUUUUAAGCAAUAAAUGAAGUGGUAUGCAAGGUAGUUGCUCGAUUGGUUUGAUUUUAUUUACAAUUCUAAAUUGAUAUAUAUUAUAAUAUAUAUAAGGUGUGUUUAUCACUUUUAAAACAUAAUGAUUUUACCAUAUAUGUUUUUUAUUGAAUAGAUUGUUUCAAACUUUCACAUAAAUUAGGUUUUUUUUAUUAUGUUUUUUGGAUUGUUAUUUCAUUAUUUAACUCGUAUUUUAUAUAAAUAUUGGUAAAUAUUUUUUAUUGUUACCUCGAAAAUAUUGUAAUAUUUCACAAAUUUAAAAAGUUUUAAAAUUAAAUUUUUACCUACAUAUAUUAUCGAGUAGAUUUACAUUUGAGUAUACUUGUCUCCAUCAAAUUGUUUCAAAUUUCACAUGUGUUUGUUUGUUCUUAUAUGUUUUUUUGUUUGUUGGAUUAGUAUUUCAUUAUUAAAAAAAAUAGAAAUGGAAUUUGGAAAAUAUUAAAACAUUAUUAUCUCCAAAUAUAAUAAAACAUUUCACAAAAUAAGAAACUUAACAAAAACUAAACCUUAAGCUUCAUGUAUAAAUUUUAUAAAGAAUUUAAUUUAACAUUUCAUUAUAUUUUUUAAAAUAAAUUAUAUAAUUUUAAAAGUUAAGAUUGUAAAGAGUUAAAUAGUAUACAUAUGGGUCAAGUUAUUUUUUUUUUUAAAGUUUAAUGGUCAAGUAUUCUUUAAAUUCAAUUAUCAUAAGAUCACACAACUUAGUACAUAGAUGCAUACGAUUACUAAAAAACAAAUAAGCACAUAUCAUCUCACAGUCUCAUCAGCGAAGAUCAACUCAAGAGUAUCUCCUCCAUAGUUGGUUCUCUGUCUCCACGAAUGAACCAACUUCACUUCAAUGCGCCACCCUUGCUUGAAUGGCUUGAUGUUUUUAAGCAAAGAAACAUUUUUAUUAGUAGGCAUGGCUUUAGGGGUUCGAGUUUUUGAUGAUGGUUGAUAUUAUGAAUCUUGCGAUCAAUAUUUAUAGAUGGGUAGUUAUUUUUAGGGUAUUUUACGAAGUAUAUUCUGUGGGAUUUGUAAUUAAUUAUAUACAAAAUAUAGAAUAUUAAGAAUCAGUUGUUAUAGUUACCUAUAUUGUAGAUAUUGAUAUAUUCAUUGUAAAUCUGGUAUCAAGUAUAUUAAAUCGAUGAUAUUGUUUAGGUUGUUAUGGAAAAUAAAAAGAUUUUACGUGAUUAUGUUUCGAAAAUAUAGGAAACAAAUUGAGAAGGUCACGACAACAAUAAAUAUGUGAGCUUGAUCUCCAAGUUUUAAAAUAAAUGCUUAGAAUAUCAUAUAUGUUAGUACACUCACGAAAACUAUAUAUUAUUUAAAAGUAGAUAUUGCUUUGAUUAGUUAUAACAGAAUAUGAAUUUAUCUUUAGUUGCAACUAAAUGUAGAUAUUCUAAUUUUUUUAUAGACGUUAACAAUGGACCAACUUCAUCUUCUCCAAAUGCAUCAAUUUCUUCAGUAAAUUAUUAACAUAGUUUCAGAGCUUACAAUCCAAUAAUCUUUAGUAAAUGGUAAGACAACUAAAUGAACGUAAUUGUAUCAAGCGACAAUUAUUUUAAUAUUGUCUUCUGCUUUCAUUGACUUCAAAAGCAUAAAUGGACGUUAACAAUAGACCAACUUCAACUUCUCCACACUAAGAGUGAGUUACCUUCUCAGACACAUUUUUCUCUUUUUUAUCAUGAUAAGGCACUUUCCACUGGAGAGAUACAUUGUCCUCUUCCAUCCCAUGUGGUUUUACAGCAGUAUCCCUUCACGUUUGGUUAAGGGAAGUAAAAAACUCAUUUCUUUUUGUUUUUUUGAUUCUAUUUAGUUAGUGGGGACCAGAACUUUUCACUUAUAAAAAAAGAGUGUAUAUUUUAUCUAAAAAGAAAUAGAAAGCACGAUUGAUAUCUAAAAAGAAAUGAAAACACGUACAAAAAAUAAAAGAGAGCGAAUAUGUAUCAAAAGUAACUUUUUAAAUUCCCCAAUAUGUUAUAUGUGUCAACAUUUUAUAUUAUACUAUAUAAAUAAAUAUAUAAUCACAUAAAAUAAAUCAUUAAUUUUUUUCUUUAUAUUUUGAUAUCCAUAUGUAUAUAUGUAUUUUAAUAUUUUUUAAAAUCAAAUUUCAAUUUCAUACGGAGUAUUUUGAUAUUUGUGGACACAAAAUUUGUGGAUACAUUUCUCAUGGACACAUUUGAAAUAGUUGUGGACAUAUGUUUUAUCGAUAGUUUUUUGGUAUUUUGUAGAUACAUUUUUGAUGGACAAAUUUAAAACAUCCACUGAUAUGACAGAGACAUUUAGUGUACAAUAUUUUAUAGACAAAAUUUUGUGGACAAAAAUCUUAAAGUCUUACAAAUUUUAUGUACAAAAUUUUGUGGACAAGAUUGUUUGUAGACAAAUCAUACAAAUAUUCAAAGCUUCUUUUUCCAAAUCAGUAGCAGACUCUUACAUCUUUUAUAGUCACAAAGUAUUUCCCAUUCAAAUGUGUCUUGGAUUAUGUUCUCUUUGUCCCUCCAAACAUUCUGUUAAGUUUUUUGAACUAUAUUGUGCUACUCUUUCCAAAUGUUCUUCAAAGUUACAAACUUUCAAGAAAUUUAGAGAGACGUUAUCAAGUAUAAGCAAAAAAAUGACAAGGAAAAUGAUUAAAAACUCACUCUUUGUCACUAUUAUUACAGAUCUAUAGAUCUACAACUCUUGAAAGGAGAAAAGAGUUAAGGUAGACGAAAUAAAAAUCUCCGAAGACGAGCUCAUUUGAAGUUGGUUGACUAACAAACUUCUUUUUCUUCUUCGACUUUGAUUUGGCCAUGGUUCGCGAUUUACAGAGAAAAAAGAAAAAUAACAACAAAGUGAAAAAUUAAAAUCAAACAAUAUUUUUGCGCCUUUUAUGUUUUCAUGAUACGAAACAGAGAUGAAAAGGGUCUCGAUGAAAAGUAGAUGAAAAUGAAAAAAAAAAUGUAGAAAGACAGAAGAGGUGAAGAGAAAUAACAAAAUCAGACAUGCGACAAGGAUAAAAGCUUAAUCGUGGUCUUCAACAAUUAAUGAAAAAGAAAGAGAGAGUUUGGUGAAAUUAAAGUUAGAGAAUUGGGGAAGUAAAUGAAAAAGUAGAUCUGAGAUUGUAAAUUAAUUUACGGACUUUUGGAAAUUCAAAAAUAAAAUAAUUUUGGAAAGUGUAGACGAGGGCAUCUAAGACAAUACACAUAGAGAAAGUGUGUCUCCAGCAACAAGUGUCUUAUGUGUAAUUAGAAAGACAUAAUGUGUCUUAGAGAGUAAAAAUUUCCCAUACUAAUCAAUGUGUUGAGUAAAUUAUUAACAUAUGUUCAGAGCUUACAAUCAAAUAAUCUUUAGUAAAUAUUGUCUGCAAACACAACGCUACAAAAACACAAUGAUUAAACAAAUAAUCUGGGAAGACGUCUGUGAAUGUCAAAUUUUACAUGAAAACCACAAACUCUACUGAGUUAUAGAGAGUUAUAUCUAAGCGCAAAAAAAAAAAAAACAAAACCAGAAACUCUCGUGAGUUAUAGAUUUAUAUGUCUUGAAAAUAUUUUUUUAAUAAUGUCUUUUAUUUAAUAUCAAGAUUACUAAUGAUUGAAAAUGUAAUGUAACCAACUCUAGUAGAUAAGUCCAUUUUUUUAAAAAUCAUACAUGAAUGAGAAGUUAUGACUUUUUUUUUAAUAGAAAAGAUAUAAGAUGUAGAUAAUCAAAUAUGGCAUAUUAAGUAAGGGGGAAUUUUACUUCUACAGUUUCUUUGGUACCACAUUUCAAGUAUACCACUAGUAUGAAGACAUUUUUAUAAAUGCAUAUUUUAUUAAUGACCAAAAGACCAUACUAGCCCUAACCUUAUUUCUCCCUCGCGAUCCUUUUUUCUUCCUCUCUCUCUCGCAAUCUUUUUUCUUCCUCUCUGCCUCCGAUUCACCGGAGAUCCACCAUCUCUCUCUCGUGAUUUUUUUUUCUUCCUCUCUGCCUCCGAUUCACCAGAGAUCCAUCAUCACUCUCUCAUUCCACCGGUUCUCUGCGGUUCACACUGUCGACUCGUACUUCUGUACAAGAUUCCCAACUGGUAUGCAUCUAAUUUCUCCUUUUUUUUUUGUUUGUGUCGAUUAAUUUUGCGAAAUUUCAAUUUUGUGGUUACUCUAGUCGAAAAAUCAAACAAGGUUGCUUUAGACUUCUAAUCUGUACAGGUCGAUCUAAGAUAAACAGUUUUGAUUGUGAAAACAUUGAGUUUUUGACAACUUAAGACCCUUUAUAACCCUUUGUAAAUCUAAGUUAUUUUGUAAUGUAAUUGAUAUGUUCAGUUCCCGAGAAGCUGUGUUCAAGCUUAUAUGAGAGCCACAACCCUGCCAGCACACAUUUGCUUCGAUGUACAAUGGUAAUCACCAUUUGCAUCAUUGACUCUUGUUUUCUCUUAAAUCUUAUUGAACAAGCAUUGAGAUUUUUUUUUGUUUCUUCUUUUGUCUUAAAUUGCAGAAUCUGUUCCCUUUAGCGAACUAAUCUCCUCUGAUUCCUUGAUUGCGAAACCUCUGUUUCUCAGUUGUUGAUUUUGUUCCAUUUACUUUUUUACUUGCUCUCUCUCUCACAUACAAAGACCAUAGCUUUUCCACAAGUGUCAUGGCAGAAAAUUUUCAGGCUUUCUAUAUCAGAUUUUGAGUGUUUGGUUACUUUAACAGCCUGCUUCUGCUGAUGGAUCUGGAAACUGAAAAUCGAAUAGCUUCGGUUCUGUUGAGAGAAGCAGCAGAGUUGAGGAGACAAGCUGAAAAAGAUGGUGUCCGAGCUUAUCUUGAGAAGCCUAAUGUAAGGCAUCGACCUAACUCGAGGUUUCUCACAGCAACUGUCCUUGGUGUUCAACAAUGUAAUGCUUUUCUUUCCACCCUUUACUUAUUUUCGUUUUACAAAAGUUAAGAUUGAAAAGGAUAAGCCUUUGCAUUGCUAUAGUGUGUGAUAUUCUUUUGUUCGUUGAAACAAUAGUUGUAUGUUUUUGGAAGAGGAUUAUUUUAAUUGUUGGUGAAUGGUCGAUUCACAAUAAGAAAGUUGGCAGAAUCUGAAAGUUUUGUUUUGGGUUUUGCGUUUCUUAACAGUUCAAUGUUGUGACUUACGUGUCUGUCUAGUACUCAAUGUAGCUCAAUAUGUUAAUUAUUUACUCUAAUCUCUUGCAUGUUUCUUGACCAUAAUACAACAAACAGAGCGGUAGAAACCAAUGAGAUGUGGAAGGCUCAGGAGCAAGAAAACGAAAGGCUCAAAAGAAAAUCAAGAGAGGAAAGCAGCAGCAGCAGUAGCCAAAUGAAGCGGAGUAGUAGUUUCUCGAAAAGGAGUUUGGAUAAGAAAUGUAGCUCCAUUAAUGAGGAGAGAAAGAUCACUCAUCAAUCAUCAUUGGAAAAAAGAUUGUACUUGGAUGAUGAUGAUGAAGGUUUAGGAGAUGAUGAGAAUUGAGUCUUUUCUCCAAUCACAGUAUAUAUGUCUAUUUGCUAUAGCUUCUGUUACCUUUAGCUUUCUUCAUCUUCUGAGUCUCUUUGUAAAUGACAAGAACAAACAUGGGAGAGGCUCUGUUGGUCCUAGGAUGGAUGAAACUGUCCCUUAUCUUCUCACCGAGAAGGUUGAUCAAUUGCAAAGUUCUGAUACAAGGGAAAGGAAGGUAGUCUUGCUGCAGCUUGGGCUCUAACUAAUCUAUAUUAUCUUGCAUGUUAGAAACCUCUUAUAAGGGUUUAUAAAACUAUUUAUAAGAACUUAUAAAUCAUUUUUAAGGUUUUAAAAAUAUAUAUUUAUAAAAGUUUAUGAAUCUGUAUAUAAGGGUUUGUAAAAAUAUUAUAAGAGUUUAAUAAUCUUCAUAGCACAAUUUAUAAGAGUUAAUAAAUCUUUUUCAAGAGUUUAUAAAUCUUUACAAACAUUUAGAAGUAAAAUAUUCAUAAAGCUAUUAUAAGUGUCUAUAAUUCUAAUAUAAAUGUUUGUAAAUUAUUUAUAAUAAAUAAAAGAUUAUUUAUAAUGGUUUAUAAAACAAUUAAUAAGACUUUAUAAAAUCAGUCUAUAAGGUUUUUUAAAUAUAUUAUUAAAGUAUAAUUCAUUUAUAAGAGUUUAUAAAAUCAGUUUAUAAGGAUUAUAAAUAAUUAAUAAAUGUUUAUGAAUGAUUUAUGAAGAUUUAGAAAUCAUUUAUAAACCUUUAUCAAUAGUUUAUAUAUAUUCCUCAUGUGGUGGAAAACAGCAAGAUGAUGCAGUAGAGGUUCGUGGAGAUAUUGAGUUUGCUGUAUAGUUCUUAGCUAAGAAUAAGAGCGAGUGUCUCCAAGAAAAAUGGGGAGUGUUGGAGAAGUCUCUGGAGGCGGCUUUAGAUGUGGAUCAGACGAUCUUCGUGGUUGUGGCGGAAGACGUGGAGAGGAGCAAAACGACGGUGUUAUGGGGGGGGGGGGCAAGAAACUUCUCCAGCAAGAAGAUUUGCUUGCUUUACGUCCAUCGUCCUGCUCGGCAUGCCUCCUGCAGUGAGAAUCUUAUGCUUCUCUUUCUCUCUGACUUAACUGUUUUGUGGUGAAUUAUAAAAUAUUUAUGGAUGUUGAAUUGUUCUUGAGUGUAGAUUUGCUCAUGAAUCAUGAUUGAAUCGUACCGAGUCUAUAUAUAUAUAUCCUUUAGUUGAUUGUGGAUGAUGUUAAUGAUGUACCUCUGUUUGCUAAGAAAAUCUGAAAAAUAAUAUAAUUGUUUUAUAAAGAAGAGGCAGAGAAACCAUAUCAAAUUAUAUCAUUAUAAUAAAAUCCUUAUAAGACUUUAUAAAGAUAAUAAAUAAUUUAUAAAUGUUUAUAAAUCAUUUAUGAAAAUUCAGAAAUCAUUUAUAAGCCUUUAUCAAUAGUUUUAUAUAUUCCUAUAAAUGAUUUAUAAACCUUUAUAAAAUCACUUAUAAGAAUAUACCAAAUAUUUAUAAGGUUUUAUAAAAUCAUUUAUAAAUAUUUAGAAAGGUAAUUUCAUUUAUAAAGUCUUAAAUCAUUUAUAUGAAUAUAUAGAAACUUUUUAUAUGAAUAUAUAGAAACUUUUUAUAAGGGUCUAUAAAUCAUUUAUAAGAAUUUGUAGAAUAUCAAAAGGUAAUUAUUUUAUGAAGUCUUAUAACAUUUUAUAGAGGUUUAUAAAUCUGUAUAUAAGGUUUUAUAAAAAUAUUAUAAGAGUUUAAUAAUCUUCAUCGCACAAUUUGUAAGAGAAAAUAAAUCUUUUUCAAGAGUUUAUAAAUCUUUUAUAAGAUUUUAUAAAUCUUUACAUUUAGAAGUAAAAUAUUCAUAAAGCUAUUAUAAGUUUAAAAAGUUUAAAAAGUAAAAUCGGUGAUGUAAAUACACGGAGAUGCUCGUUACUAAUUUCUUAAAAAAGAAACUAGAGUAAAUGUAAAGUGCAAAUGAUUUACAGCUUACAAUCACUUAUAAGAACACGUGUUACACAUAUAUAUUACAGAAAGACAUGUGUCUUGUUUCUCUUAUAUGUGUCAAGAACAUAUAAAAACACGUGUCUUCUCUCUCUUUCUGCAACUCCAAUCUUCUUGAAAAUUGUAUUUCCCUCUGAAAACAUAAAAACAUAAGGUAAUUAUAAAUCAUUUAUAAGAAUUUGUAGAAUAUCAAAAGGUAAUUAUUUUAUGAAGUCUUAUAACAUUUUAUAGAGGCUUAUAAAUCUGUAUAUAAGGGUUUAUAAAAAUAUUAUAAGAGUUUAAUAAUCUUCAUCGCACAAUUUGUAAGAGAAAAUAAAUCUUUUUCAAGAGUUUAUAAAUAUUUUAUAAGAUUUUAUAAAUCUUUACAUUUAGAAGUAAAAUAUUCAUAAAGCUAUUAUAAGUUUAAAAAGUUUUAAAAGUAAAAUCGGUGAUAUAAAUACAUGAAGAUGCUCGUUACUAAUUUUCUUAAAAAAGAAACUAGAGUAAAUGUAAAGUACAAAUGAUUUACAGCUUACAAUCACUUAUAAUAACACGUGUUACACAUAUAUAUUAUAGAAAGACAUGUGUCUUGUUUCUCUUAUAUGUGUCAAGAACAUAUAUAUUACAUAUAAAAACAUGUGUCUUCUCUCUCUUUCUGCAACUCCAAUCUUUUUGAAAAUUGUUUUUCCCUCUGAAAACAUAAAAACAUAAGGCUAAAUAUAUAUAUAUAUAUAUUAUUUUACGGUUUCUUUUAUAAGGCCUUAUAAAUAUAAAAAUUGUAAUAAAUACCUCAAGCGGGUUACGUUUAUAAAAAUACUUAUAAAAUUUAAAAGAGCUUAUAAAACCUUGUAUCAACCAUCUAUAAAGUUUUUAAAACAUAUAUAAAUAUUUAUAAAACUAUUAAAAAGGGUUUAUAAAACUAUUUACAAGAACUUAUAAGCUAUUUAUAAGAGUUUUUACAUUUAUUUAUAAGUGUUCAUAAAUUAAUUUACAAGGUUUAUAAAUCUAUUUAUAAGAGUUUAUAAAUAACCAAAUUAACCAACUUUCCACCAUUUCUUUACUUAUUAAAGAACAUCAUUCUUUUACAGUUUCUUUUAUAAGGCCUUAUAAAAAGGUAUAAUUGAGCAUUGAGAUGAUUGAGCAUUGAGAGACACUUGGGGUUUCUGAAUUUAUAAUGGUUUAUAAAAAUUUAUAAAGGGUUUACAAAACCACAAUGUUAGAUGAACGCCUCAGUUCUGCAGAUGCACAUAAUGUAGCCAGACCAGAUAUAUAGCCUUCUAGGACCUUUUUCACAGCAAUAGCAAAAGCCUGAUUAACAAGAGUAUACUGGCUCUUGUUAUUGGCUCUUCAUUUUUACCUACUUUACAGCUCCCCCUUGUCCCUCAACUUCUAACUUAAAGUUCAUGAAAUGGAUCUACGAAGUUAUGGAGAAGAAAGACCAAAGAACCAAAACAGCCUAUGUUUCAAAGAAUCUGUCCCAAGGCGUCAGUGCUUGAUAACUGAUGCCACAAGCUCAAACUUUGGUGGGUUGUCCUAUCAGCUGGCUCAGAGCAUAAUCCAUAAGAGAGCUUCUGUAUGCUAAUAAGAGAAGAACACCUUGCAGAGCAUUCAACGCCAACCUAACCAAGCUUAAUUCCUAUUAAAAAGCAACAAAAUUGUCAGAGAAUGUGGCCAAAAGUAGAAGUAGUCUCAAUAUACUUCUUUCAUUUCAUCUAAGCACUAAAGAUAUUCCAUUGUUCUGUAAUUAAUUACUAAGAAUAGAAAUCUGAGAACAUCACAUUGUAAUCUUCCCUAAGAUAAUGAUUUCGUCGUAACUCAAUACAGUACAUCGAGUACUAAACUCAAAUCAAUAAAAUUGAUACUUCUUUUUCCCCAAAUCAUUCCCUAUUAAGUUUCCGAUUCUAGCCACUCAAGCGAAAUGCAAAGCUCAUGUUUCCACGCAUACAAACAUGAAAAGUGUAAAUGGUGAACUUACAGAGACAAAGGAAGAAGACAGAGGAGAAGCACGAGUUGGAAGAGGAAAUUGGCAGCUCUGAGAAUGUAAGGACUCUCAAUUACUUGGUGGAAGGUAAAGCUCCUCCUGUUUGAGCUUCUCCAGAAGCGAAUCAACGCUCGUCGCCACUGUCAUUAUUUUUCAAUGGAGGAGAAAGUGAGAGAUCGUCUUGUUCGCCUAAGCUUGUAGAGUUUUUCAGCUUCGUCGGAGAAUUCGUUAGCACCGUCAAAUCCAUUAGAGAACUCGCCAGCACCGUCCGGAGAACUCGUCAGGAUCGUCGGAUUUGAUCACCGUCGAAUUCGAAAUCAAUCUGGAAACUCUCAGAUUUGGAAUUAAGGGAGAAAGAGAGUAAUUUAGGUUUAAUUAUUCAGGGGUAUAAUGGUACUUUGUCUAUUAAAAUUUUAAUGGUAAAAUUGAAAAGUGUAAAGUUGAAAUGUGGUAUUAGGAAAGUGGUAUUAGUGGCAAUUCUCCAUUAAGUAAUUAAUAGUCUUACUAUGAUUUAUAAAUAAUAGAUAACAAAACAAAAUCCUAAAUUAAAUAUUAGAUAUUCAUAUGUAGAAAACCUUUAAUAAUAAAUUUAACGGUACAGCAACAAACAAACGUCGGACCGUAAGUAACUAACGUAUCUAAAUGGCGAUAAUAGUUUUUUGCACAAAACAAAUAGAUUGUGCAUGAAGUUUUGAAUUUUAUUUUUUUAAAAGAGGUAUGAUUUUGCACCGUCAUAUACGCUGGAUAUAAAUUGAACAUAUUAUCAUAUAUACUUUUUUUUUUUUUUUUUUGGUAACAAAUUGGUACUCGCAGUUUAUGAUUCCAUUUUUCUCAAUUCAAAAUAAUAAAAUUCGUUACUACAUUUUAAUUCUUUCUCAAAAUCUAUAUCUUUUUUUUUGUAACUGCUCAAAAUCUAUAUCUUGUGUUGUGUUUAUUAUUUUUACCAAGAAAAGCUACAAACUUGCUUUGACUAGUAUCUUCAAUAUCUUUUGCCGGAGGUCUCACAUUUUUCUGUAGACAAAUAUUAAUACUAUCUAAUUAUUUUUGACCCAGUGACGUAGUUUUAUAGGUUCCAAUUUUACUUCCAUGUCAAACAAGUAUUCAUUGCCUUACUAAAAAUUUCUAAACCAGAAUUGGAACCUUAUGCACCGGAGGUGAAUUCAUUACUUUACGUACCAGAUCUAACUCUACUAUUUAGUUUGGUAAUUUAUUUAUAAUUUUAUAGUAUAACUUUUGAGUACUAGUCUUCACUUUUUUUAAUAUCAUAUGCGAAUAUUAUUUGCAGCUAUUGGAUUCAAUGUUCUCCAGCUUUUUUUUUUUUUUAAAUCAUAUGCGAAUAUUUACUUUGUUUUGCCUUUUCUUCUUAAUCUUUUAACACUUUCGUUCGUUUUGGACCAAAGACAAGCAUAAAAGGAAUACAGUAUUCUCUCGAUUGCUAUAACUGAAAAUGAUGGUAUUUUUGUCUACCUUCUUCCUUUUUAACCAACAAUCGUAUUUUUGUCUACCUUCUAUAGGAAACGCACUUCAUUCUGCUUUUUAUCCUUUUAUUUCACUUAUAAAAACAUGUUAUUACCGCUCCUCUUUGCCAAAUUGGUUUAUAUACUACGUAGAAGCCAUAGCCCACAUGGCUGAGCAAAUAGAAUCCUACAUUUUUUUUAUAAUUCCAACAGUUGUCUCCACAUGAUAGCUACUCUACUCUUUUUUUUUUCCAGUUCCAAUUUAAAAUGCAACUUAUCUUCGUUUCUUUGUAGUUUCAUAUUCUCUAAAUAAGUUAUCCAAUUUCAUUUUAUAAUGAAACUAAAAGAGUUAAGUUAAAAAUAGACAGAGAUCAACAAGCUGUUCAUUCCACUACCGAUAAACAACAAAUCCACCGUUCUUAGAUACGACGACAGGUGUCUCUGGACACGCACACGUUGCUGACCUCACCACUACUAAAUACCUUUUUCAACAGUGUAAAUCACAAAUCAUAUUCAAUUAAACUUAAAUCCAACAAUUUCGAAUUCGGUAUAACCACGGCACAUCACUAUAAUAAUUCAAAUCAAGGUGCAAUAAUCAAACGAUAACACAAAUUUAUUUCUAAACAAACUAUUAAAACAUAAGUUGAUGGAAUAACAAACUAAAAUAUCGAAUUCUCAAUAAUAAACAAAAAUACAAAACGACCGAAGAUGAACAAAAAAAUCCUUAAACCGAUUUAAAACACCAAACUACAGUAUCAAAGUAGCGACGAAUACAAAUCCCGUAAAAGAUCCGGCGGAGAGUCCAGCCGCGUUAUUGUCGUUAGCAGGAGUAGAUUCGGUCGGGCCAGAAGGAGCAUUUGCGGCAGGCGCUCCAUCGGGGGUAACAGAUGUCGGAGGAGCCGGUGGUGAAUCGAAGGUGGAGGUGGGUGAACCAACCGGAGGGGAGGUGGGAGCUGCCGUGGGAGUGACGCGUGAUGGAGUUGGUGCGGCGGUUCUUGGAGGCUGUGAUAUUGGAGGAGUGGCGGGAAGAGGAGAUCUUGUUGGAGAUGGUCCCGGAGCCUGAGCUAUUACUGAUGAAGCUAUGAGAGCGAGGAGGAGGAAAACGACGAUGGAUUUUGAGGCCAUAGAUUCGUACUUUGAGAUUACGACAAGAAGGAGAGAGAGACGAGAGGUAAAAGUUAUGUUUCGAGAAAAGAGAAGAUGAAGUGGCUUUAUAUAUUGAAGACUGGAGAGGAGAGAGUUACGUGAGAGAGUCAGAGAUGUGCUGUAAACGCAACAACAAAUGUUUAUUGUGCUGUACUAAUUUAUUUGAUAAAAUGUUUAGUUAGCUAUUUUCUUCCUUUUCUUUUUUUUUUUGAAUAUUUGAUAGUUAUGUUUUUUUUUGUUUACUCAUUUUUAUCAAUAACAACCAUUUUAUUUAGUCAUAUAUAAAUUAACUUUUAUUUUAUUUUAAUAUUUGAUGUCGUAUAUUAUGUAAUAUUAAUAAUUUAAUUGUCGAACAUUAUUUAGAUUUGAUAUAUGAUCAUAUUUGAUAAGUAAUCUAUGAAAUUUUUUUAGUUGAUUAAAGUAAAUUCAGUGAUAUUAUUUCAAUAUAUAUAAUAUAUGAUAAGUAAGAUUAUUUAGAUUUCUUACUUGUUGACAAAAAGAAAAAAAUUAGGUUUCUUAUUUAGUUUAUGAUAACCUGGUUUGUAUGUGAUUAAUUGGUUUUAUAUAUGAUCAUAUUUGCAUUCUUCAAGUUAUAAAAUUCUUUACAAAAUAUGCAGGAAAAGGUAAAUUGAUAAUUUAACGUUGAUACAAUUUGUUUAAUGGUUUGUGGCUGAGUUUAACUAAUCCUUAUGUAUUAAAAGAGAAUCAUUUGUCACUAAUGUAUCUAUUUUUUCCCGAGUGCAGCGGGCUCAGGAUAUGCCUCGCCAAAACUGGAGUCGUGAUGCUCUGGUAAAUGCUAGACCCUCCCAGCAGUCGUCGCUGCAGAACCGGGAGCUGCAAUCUUCACGAUAUUAUACGUCUAAGCCGGUAAGGUAUGAUGAUAAGAGUACGCGAGGACAGGGGCCUCGCUACUGGGAGAACGACAGCAGUCGGGGUCGUCACUCGGAUAGGAUUAUCCGUAGCAGAGACGAUCAUUUAGGGAGGAACAGGUAUGGUAGGGCACGGGUUAAUCCUGGUCCCUAUGCGCGUCCAAACGAGAAGGCAUGGAAAGUGAAACCGAAGACGCAUGAAGUGGGAAGGGGUCAGUCUGCUGUUGAUGAGGAUGCAAUGAUUCGAGGAGCUACGUCCGGUGAGAUAGUUCCUUAUGAACAAUCUCCUGAGCACAAAUCACGUUCCAUAGUUGAUUCGGCUGCGAUGAGGAGUGGUGCAAAAACAAGCAACAGAAAGUUAGCAAGCACCAUUGUGACUCCGGUGCGUGCAGAUCAUCCUAUGGAGGAAAACGUUACUUUACGUGAUAGGGGUGAGGCUAGAGCUCUCGCGUUCUCCCCUAAUGGCGAGCCGAGUCAUGCCGAUGACCUUAUCAUUGGGGCGCUGAGUGAUAUGGAGAUAAUGGAACAGUCUGAUGGUACACUGAUGGCUGAUGGAGAUGAUGGCGAGGACCUGCUAGGCUUAGAUCUUAUGGAGUUGGAGGAUAGACAACCUCAACUGCGGUCUCUUCAGGACUUGGGACGGCGUAGCAGCUCGAGGUCAUCACGGACUAAUAAGCUGGGUGCGAAACGUAGUGCCCCUUUGGGCAUUAAUAACAGGAAGUUCGAGAUCCUUCGUAGGGGAUCUCCAAGCAAACGAUCAACGGCCACAGUCUCUCAUGUAGCUGAGGGUGGUGAAAAGCCACGACGUCAUAAUGGCUCUAGUAAGGAAAAAGAGAAGGCGUCAAAACAUGAUGGUUUGAUGAGUUCCAAAUACUCAUCGCGACGCCAUCAAUGAAGACAAUCAGUUGGAACUGUCGGGGGAUUGGGAACGACCUCACAGUUCGACGCCUUACGGAGAUGUGUCAGAAGCAUCGCCCAGGACUUGUGUUCCUUUCUGAAACAAAGAACAGGAGGCUGAUGUUGCAAAACAUUCAGGCCGACUUAGGGUUUGAUCAUUUGUUUACUGUUGAGCCACUUGGUCUCAGCGGAGGUUUAGCUUUAUUUUUUAUGGAUGAAUUUCAAGUUAAUGUUUUAUUUUCGAAUAACCGUAUGAUUGACAUUGAGGCAGUCAUUGAUGGAAUAAAAAUCUAUAUGACAUUUGUUUAUGGGGAUCCUGUAUUAGAAAGACGUGAUCAAGUUUGGGAACGUCUUACGCGUUUCUCAACAACAAGAUCUGGACCUUGGUUUAUGAUAGGGGAUUUCAAUGAAAUUACGGGUCAUGAUGAAAAAGUAGGAGGAAGACAACGGGCUGAUAGUUCUUUCCUGCCUUUUAAGCAGAUGCUUAGUGAUUGUGGAAUGCUAGAGUUCCCUUUCACGGGAGAUAUGCUUUCAUGGGUAGGUAAAAGAGCAGGUGGAAUGACCGUUAGAUGUCGCUUAGACAGGGCAGUAGGAAAUGCAGAUUGGCAUGAGAAGUUUCCUCACUCGAGUGUCAAGUAUAUGAGAUUGUGGGGAUCGGAUCAUCGUCCGGUUCUCGCAGAUAUACUCGUAAAACCAAUGAGGAGAUCAAAAAAAUUUAAGUUUGAUAAAAGAUGGUUAGACAACGAGGAGCUAAGGCAGGUCAUCCUGGAGGGAUGGAAAUCUCCUGAUUUACCUCCAGAAGCGACUAUUAUGGAACAUAUCUCUAGCUGUCGAAAAGCUUUAGGGGAAUGGAGGAGGCAGCAUAAUGUCAACUCUGCGAGACUGGUGGAGGAAUUGAAAGAGAAAGUGGAGGGCAUGUAUGCGGAUGACAAUGCUACCACUGAAGAAAUUGCCUCAGCAUUGAAGGACCUCUCUAAUGCUCUUAAAGCAGAAGAAAUGUUCUGGAAACAGAAGAGUCGAGUGUUCUGGCUAAGAGAGGGGGAUAGAAAUACAAAGUUUUUUCAUGCACUAACAAAACAGAGAAGAGCCAGGAAUAAAAUUACGCAGCUCCAAGAUGUGAAUGGAAAUAUAGUUGAGGAUGAAGAGGGUUUAGUAGCCAUUGCUACUAGUUACUUUAGACAGAUCUUUGAAUCGUCUAACCCUGAGGACAUUGAAGAGGCGUUAGCUCAAGUUCCUACGACAAUCACUGGGGCAAUGAAUGAGAACCUUACAGCUCCGGUAACGGAAUGGGAGGUCAAACUGGCUCUUUUUGCUAUGCAUCCAGAGAAGGCUCCAGGACCAGAUGGGAUGACUGCGCUAUUCUAUCAGAAAUUCUGGGAUAUUGUAAAGGAUGAUUUAACUCUUAUGGUUAAUAACUUCCUUAUCGAGGGAACGGUGGUGAAUGGAUUAAAUGAUACAAAUAUAUGUCUCAUCCCGAAGACGGCCAAGCCGAAUGAUAUGGCUCAAUUCCGGCCAAUAAGCUUGUGUAAUGUAAGCUAUAAAAUAAUUUCGAAGGUCUUAUGCCAGAGAUUAAAGAAAGUGCUACCAGGCUUGAUUUCAGAGACCCAGUCAGCCUUUGUUGCUGGGAGACAGAUUUCAAACAAUAUUAUGAUUGCCCAAGAAAUGUUCCAUGCGCUGAGGACUAAACCAAGUGGUCGCAGUAAAAGGAUGGCUAUUAAGACGGACAUGAGCAAAGCAUAUGACAGAAUGGAGUGGUCAUUCAUUGAAGCCGUCAUGCGCAAAAUGGGUUUCUCAGAGACGUGGAUAACCUGGAUAAUGCGAUGCAUUACGUCGGUAAAGUAUAAGGUGCUUAUGAAUGGUCAACCAAGAGGAAAUAUCGUUCCUGGUAGAGGCUUAAGACAAGGAGAUCCUUUGUCUCCUUUCAUCUUUAUUCUAUGCACGGAAGCGCUCGCUAGCCUUCUUAAUCAUGCAGAGAAUCAAGGGAAGAUAACGGGGAUGCGUGUCACACGCGCGUGCCCUUCGGUAUCUCACCUUCUCUUUGCUGAUGAUAGCCUUUUCUUCUGUAAGGCGGAGCCCCGUGAAUGUGAAGAAGUAAUGAAAGUAGUCAGGAAAUAUGGUAAAGCUUCUGGCCAAUGUAUCAACUUCGAUAAGUCGUCCUUACUCUUUGGUAAGCGGAUCAAUGCAAAUACCAGGCAAGAGAUCAAAGAUGCAAUGGGUAUACAAAACGAAGGAGGGAUGGGAACCUACUUAGGUAUCCCAGAAGAUAUAAGUGGAUCCAAAUGCAAAUUGUUUGCAUUCCUCAAGGACAAGUUAAUGCACAGGGUAAAUGGAUGGACGGGUAGGUGGCUUUCAAAAGGAGGGAAGGAAGUUCUGAUAAAAUCUAUUAUGCUAGCUCUUCCGACUUAUGUCAUGUCUACUUUCCUGCUCCCUUUAGAGAUAUGUGAAAACCUAGCUAGUGCCAUCGCACGGUUCUGGUGAAGUUCAAACCCACCAAAGAGAGGAAUUCACUGGGCGAAAUGGGAAAAAGUUUGCCUACCAAGGGAGGAAGGAGGGAUUGGGUUUCGUAUGAUCCAUGAGUUCAAUCUGGCAUUGUUGGCAAAACAACUAUGGAGGUUGGUUCAAUUCCCAGACUCAUUGGUCGCUCGGGUCUUGAAGGGGAGAUACUACAGAUUAACCUCACCGCUGAGAGUAAACUCUGCUAGCUGCCCAUCUUAUGUGUGGACUAGCAUUUCUGCUGCAAGGAAGCUGUUAUUGCUGGGAAUCAGACAGAAGAUACACUCAGGUUAUGAAGUAAAGGUGUGGGAGCAUCCGUGGAUCCCAACGAUCCCAGCGAGGCCGACUGUCCCUGUGGCACCAGUAAUGCAUCCUAACAUGAGAGUAAGCGUUCUCAUUGAUCAGAUAGGGAAGGAGUGGGAUGUGGGAUUAUUGGAGAAUUAUAAAUCCCGAGGACAUACCGCUUAUAAGGAGUUUGGCCAUAAGUUCGACUUCAAUAAUCUCCGUCAAGAUCCCGUAGAAAUCUGUUUCCCCUUUCACACAUAUUCCAUAGUUACUGGUCGCCCGCUGUCUACC